This is a messenger RNA of Oryzias latipes (Japanese medaka), 2992 nucleotides long. Lineage: Eukaryota; Metazoa; Chordata; Actinopteri; Beloniformes; Adrianichthyidae. The record is from RefSeq and is a predicted model, not a curated record.
UUGGGACCACUCUAGAGCAGCCAAGGGGGUGAGGAUUUACAGUCUGUGCCUAACUUCCACUGCACAUCUUGUAGGAGAGAGAACAGCUGCAGCCGAGUUUCAGAAAAGGAGGCUGUUGAAAAAAGGAAACUUCUGAGUUAAUCUGCUCAAGUACAACAAAUAGUAUUAUGGCAAUAGUCCUGCAAUCCAGCCCUCUACUAUGGACACGGCUGGCAGCCCUGGCUUUCUCAUGUGUGACCUUCUCUGUGGCCAUACAUGGUGGCAGAGUGGGCCACAGCACAGGAGACUGGUGCAUCUUCUGCUGGACCUUUAGCUUCGCCGGCACGUUGCUCGUCCUCCUUGUGGAGCUGUUCGGCCUCCAGGCCAGAGCCCCUGUUUCGUGGAAGAACUUCCCAAUCACGUUUGCCUGCUACGCCGCUCUUCUCUGUUUGUCCGCCUCCAUCAUCUUCCCUCUGUACUACCUCAAAGACUCCCAUGGGCCCAGUGAAAUACGUGACUUCCGUAUAGUGUCAACUGUCUUCUCUUGCCUGGCCACCAUCGCCUACAUGACCGAAGUGAGCAUCAGCAAGGCGCGGCCCGGUGAGGUUGCCGGCUACAUGGCCACAGCUCCCGGUCUACUCAAAGUCUGCCAGACCUUUGUGGCUUGCAUCAUCUUUGUUUUUGUCACUGAUCCUGUGUUGUAUGACCGACAUGAUUCUUUAAAGUACUGCAUGUCUGUCUAUUGCAUCUGCUUCAUCUUGUCAGCCGCCAUCAUCCUGCUCUGCAUUGCAGAGCUGACGGGCUACCUCCCCUUCCCUUUCGCUCGUUUCUUAUCAGCCUAUGCCCUGCUGGCCGUGGUCCUGUAUUUGUCAGCAACCAUCAUCUGGCCCAUCUUCAACUUUGACCCGAAGCACGGAGGACAAAAACAGAGGCCUUCCAACUGCAACACAAGUUUUGGGUUGUGUGUGUGGGAUAAGACUGUGGCGGUGUCUGUGCUCACCACGGUCAAUUUCAUCCUCUACCUGGCUGACCUCAUUUACUCCACUCGCCUGGUGUUUGUCAGUUCUUAAGGGGGGCAGCAAGGGCCACCGGCACUGUGCUCCACAUAAAAUUGAGUUUGGCCAUUUCUUUGAAAGCUGUAGAACUGCUGUUGAAUAUAGUGCUGGCUGGUAAUUGGUGGGUCCAACCGCUGGUCCUGAAUGGAACUGUAGUAACAAUGCGUGACUGGAAAUCAGGUUUAAAAAAUGUGGUCAAAAACUAAAUUUUACACUUUUAAGUGCCUUCAAAUAGUUUUUUAUAUGCCAAAUUUAAUCUUUAUUAUGAAGUAUAGUGCGAUGCUUUGGGAUGAAAAUGUAGUCAAAAUGCUCUGUACAUGGAAAACAACAACUCUCAUACCAGUGAAGCUUCAUGUUUUGUUUCCAUUGGCAUUUGAAGGGGACACUCCCAUGUGUGGCUGCUGGAAUACACUUACGCUACGGUCACAUAUACAAAUGCCACCGGGCGUUGGGGAGGCAUCGGCAGAUUCUUUGACGUUUAGAUGCCGCCGCCCAAUUUGUUUGAAAAUCGUUGGUGCGGUCAUGAAUGCUGACGGUGGCUGUCAGGCAACAGUCAGUCAAGCGGGUGGCAGCCAAAUCGCCAGCCGGCAGCAGCUCUGAUUGGACGAUUUGCAAAUGUGUCCGGACGGCAGUCGUCAAUAUCAAGUGCCACCAGCCGCCAGCAGCCAGGUAGCCAGGGGGAAAUAAAAAGUGGCCCAUUUUGCACCACUGUUCAUUCACUACUCAGAUUUUGAGCACACACUAUAAUCUUAUCAUUUUCUCCAAUUUAUAAAAUAUUUAGACAACAUGCCUCCCAAGAACACACAAUGUUCUUUCUUCUUCGUAUUCUUCUCUGAAUCCACCGCAUCCGUCAAGAUGCAGGUCCCAGAGUCGCUGUGGUGCUAUCAACACCAUGAUGAGUCUUUUUCAUCAAUGUCGUCUCUCCAUUUUCUAAUGGUGCCUGGGAUUGCCAGAUUGUUAACGGCCCUCGUCGCUGCUACCGUAUGAUUUCUAACAAUUUGACGAUGACAUUGGGACGGGAGAACAGGGGCAGGGGGGUGGCAGUCUUAAAUCAGCCAAUCAUCAGAUGAUAUCGGGGACCUUGAAGAUCCUCCUAUCAGUUAAUGAUCCCACUGCUGCCUUCCUGCCACAUGCCUGUCACUGGACUGCAUCCGCCAUGGCCACCUGACGAUUUUGCGGAAAAAGCGUGCAGUGGCAUUUUGGCAUAUGUGACUGUAGUCUUACAAACACAAACAUUUAUAAUCGGUUCAAAUAUUUUGUCUAACAAUGUGUUUGUAAGUGUGCUUUUAUGUAAGAUUAUUUCAUACACAAAAUAAAAAUGUUGCACUUCACCUAAGAUGCAAAAUACAACAUUUUUUAGAUGAGCAAAUCACAAAACAUCAGUAAACUUAGUAAGAUACAAAAAAAAACAAGAAUCGAGUGGCACAAAAAAAGCAACAACACUCUAAACUAUAAACUAAGGUUUAAAAAACACAACAAAAACACAACAAAGAAAUGAAUGGCAACAUAGAAGUUUAGAGUAAGUCUGAAGCAAAUGAAAACAGUUUCAAAAAGCAAAAGUCCUUUAAAAAUGACAUUUUUAAAGUAGUUUUCUGAAAUUCUUCACAUUUGUGUCAUUGUGGUGGUGUAUUUGUGUUGACAUUUGCAACUUUAGAUGAAUAUGGAGUCAAAACCUACUAUUUCUUCAGUGGACUUUACCAUUGAGCGGUAAAAAACAAAAGAAAAUCUGUUUAUGUUGUUAUUAUGAAGAGACAAUCCUGUCAUUAAUAUUAUAUCAUUCACUGUUUUAGAAUAUUUCAUUUUGCAGUAUUACUUUGUCUAAGAGCAGCUAAAAUGUAAUCGCUUGAAAGUCAUUUUUGCAUCAAUGCUAUGCUAGCUUGCUUCCAUGGUUAUGUUUAUCUAAAAUCUACAACAUCAAAUAUGUGUUGAGAUGAUAAUAAAAGUCAGUACAAUGAUCA